AUUGUUGGUUCUUACCUUUUAACUGUAUAUUAUUGUCAACAUGUUGCAACCGUGAUUGAUUUAGUGUGUCUUGUUUCCAUCUCGUGUAAACAUCAAAGGCUUACUAUGUUCGAAAGGCAAAACGGUGAAAAAUGCGAAAUGAUGUUCCCACACAAACUUGCGAUUCUCGUCGUCAGCGCUCUGCUGAUUUACGACUUCUAUAACAGCUCUACGCCUGUAGAAAUCCGCAUUCAGAACCCUCAAUUCGCUUUACUAGGCCCAUAUAAUACUACAGAACCAAGCCCGAUAGUAGAUGAUGUUUACGAUCAACUUAUUGAUUUAAAAAACUUCUCUUUCAAAGUUAAUCCUCUACCUUGUCAGAACUACGCCGCUGGACUGCUACUGGUCAUAAUAAUAUCUUCAAAUCCGAGUAAUUAUGACAACAGGAUGGUUAUUCGGAAUACAUGGGGGCGUUCUGUAGAUUCAACUAAAGUUGUGUUUUUGAUGGGAGAGUCAGAAAAUGCGACAUUGUCUCAAAAGAUUCAGAAUGAAUCGGCCAUAUUUGGGGAUAUUGUGCAAGGUAGCUUUACGGAUGCUUACCGUAACAUGACUUACAAGCAUGUGAUGGGUUUGAAGUGGGUGUCGCAUCAUUGUCCAAUGGCGAAGUACAUUUUGAAGACGGAUGAUGAUGUUGUGGUGAAUUCUCAUGCGUUGAGGCAGUUUCUGGCACGGGAGCUGUCGCCGUGGGGAGCGAAGGGGCUGAUUACAUGUCAGGUUUUGGAGCAUGCUUUGGUGCAACGGUCACAUCGUUCUAAGUGGAGAGUGUCACCAGCCGAGUAUAAGCCACAUUACUAUCCAACAUACUGUGCAGGUUGGGCCAUCCUCUACUCCCAAGAUGUGGUGCCCCGACUGCUGAAGACAGCCCAAUCUACCCCCUACUUCUGGAUUGACGAUGUCCACGUCACCGGCGUGGUGGCCCAGCAGAUCGGCGUGGCUCGCACUCCGCUGGCCAGCCUGGUGCUGUCUCGGAACCGUGCCACGAUGCUGACCUCACUCGGAGCUGAUUAUGCUGGGAAGUUCUUGUUCGGACCACCCGAUAUUAGUGUUAGCAAGAUCUCGCAGAUAUGGAAAGCUAUUCCUGAAUAGAUUUUGAGGGUACAUACACAACUAAAGGCCUGUUGUAAGGUGAGUGCUAUUGUUAUUGGCCACUCCACAGUAAUUGGCCACUCUUAACAAUAAGACUUCUAUUGCCUUGUUUCUUUCUGAUUUGUUAAGAGUGGCCAAUUACUAUGGAGGGACCAAUAAGUGUAGCAGUCACCCAAUAUAGUAAAAACCGGCCAAGUGCGAGUCGGACUCGCCCACCGAGGGUUCCGUACUUUUUUUAAUAUUUGUUGUUAUAGUGGCAACAGAAAUACACCAUCUGUGAAAAUUUCAACUGUCUAGCUAUCAGGGUUCAUGAGAUACAGCCUGAUGACAAUCAAUCAAUCAAAUGUUUUAUUCGUGAUAAACUUAAAACUAAAAUUACAUACAAAAGUAUAACUAAAGCUAUAGGAAUUUAUAAAAUAGGUAGGAGUUGAAGUUUACCACGAAAUGGUCUCGCCUCAGCAUAAAUGCUAACCAGAAGGUCAGCGCUGAUCUUCCGGCGGGACCAUUUUGGGUCACGAUCGCAGCCGUACGACACGGCCCAACCAUUAGCUGAACGCAGCCUUUGCAGCAGCGACCAGCGCCAUCUUAUGUACUGUCUAUGGCAGUACUUGACAAUGUCAUUAUUGACAACAACAAGUGUAUAAGAAUAAGAAAUGGAUAUGAGACUUCCGGUUCGAGCGCCAUCUUGAUAGUUAGCAUCGUGAUUAAUUACUUUGUUUUUUGCUUAUUAAUAUUGUUUAAAGUGUAAUAUCGAUAGCUUAUUAUACAGUAAACUAAUGUGGUAGUGUGCAGUGAAUGGAGAAUUAAUUUUGAAGCGCGUUUAACCACCAUCUUGGAGUCAACGGCCGGUAGUCCACGUGCUUCUUGUAAAGCUCUAUCGAUUUACAAGAGCUAACAAAUCACCGUACACUGUCUUGUACAACCGUACAAUUUUUGUCGUUUGUAAACCUCUCAAUACCUUGAUACUGGCGAAAUAGUCCCACUGGGCUGAAGCCAUAAUUUUAAAAGAAGAAGAAGAAGAAGAAAUGGCUAUGCCGUACAACGCGAUAAAAUAUAUUUUUUGCCUUUCAUCCGUUUAAAUUUACAAGUAGCAAAAGAGAUAAAACAAAUACAACAGAACAAAAGUGGUGACAGACAGACGGACAGCGGAGUCUUAGUAAUAGGGUCCCGUUUUUACCAUUUGGGUACGGAACCCUAAAAAUUACCUUAUUGCAAUGGAUUAAAGUGAAGAAAUGUAUUCAUUUAUGAACUCGACUGUACGUACAGUCUCUUGCAGUAAUCACAUUAUCAUUAUUGACUUAUAUAGGUACUUAGUAACCUAUUAAAAAUAAUGCAGGUAAAAACAUUGUUAAAUUGCAAGUGGCUCUAAAAAAAUUUCAGACAUUCUUCCCUACAAGGUAACAAAUAAGCCAUUAUUUUAAGUUUGUCAACCAAAGAUAACAAAUGAACUAUAAUCGAAAUAAGUUAAGAAAUAUACUUAUUUUUAUGACUGCUUAUAACUUAAAAGAUCUGUAUUAUUUUCAAUGUAUAGUGUUUUUUUUACUCUGCGAGUGCAUGAGAACGUCAUAUACACCAUCUCACUCUAGCACUGGUUUAUCCAAACUACAGAUGUAAAAGUUGCGUAAAGUUUCCUAAAAGUUUAAAAAGUUCCCGGAAAUUACAGGAGUUAAAGGAAACUUUCAUUUUGGGAAUGGAAAAUUUCACUGUCUAUUAAUAUGAGAAGUUUCCGAAAAUUUCCCUUCUAGAAAUUUCGCAAUUUUGGAAACUUUCCUACGGCACAUUAGGGGGGCUAAUAAAACUACGUGUUGGAUUGUAAUGAAACUUUGCACAUAGUGACAUGAGGUAUAUCUAGGUCUGAAAUUAGUUUACAUAGCUCCAGUUUAUAAAACACACGAAAUAGAGCAAAAACAAGUUUUGUAUGUAAAACUUAAAUUCGCUGUAUUGUUUUAACUAUGGUAUCUGAAGCCACAUAAACUAAUUACAGACCUAGAUAUACCUUAUCCUAUUGUAAGUACAAAGUUACAGAGCAAUCUAGCUAGUCGUUUUAAAAUGAGAGCGGAGCUACGUUUGCAUGGAGAACCGAGCUUGCCGGAGACCCUUAAGGGCCUUAAGUUAAGGCGUAUUCUCCCAUUCUGUCUCAGUAAAAAACAGUGCCUAACUUAAUGUUAUUAUUAAUAAAAAAAUAAAAAAUAAAUAAAAAGCUUUUAUUUCGGAUUAAUUACAUCCAUAGAAUUACAUAUUAUUAAAAAAAUAAUAAUAAUAAUAAUAAUGUUAAACUUAAAACUAACUUAAACUAAACAUAUUAAAAAAAAAAAAUACUUUUUAAAAUCUGCACGUGGCGCGUGCGAUUUCGCCCAGUGGCCAAAUAUCGGGCUGUCAUAUGCCCCUGCGACCGCACUCAGGAGCCCUUAAUGCUUUAAUGCUUUGUAUGUUUUAACUUAAAAAUAUUUAUGUAUUUAGUUAAUCAGCAGCUGAGGUAGCUAAGCUAGAAUAUUAUAAGAUAAAAUAAAAAUGUAUUGAGAGUGCGUAGCCAUCAUGCAAAUCGUUUACGGUCCGUAUCGAACAAAACGCAACUGUCACUGUCGCACUAAUAUGUCUAAUAUGGAAGAGUGAUAGAGAGACACAAGCGUUUCGUUAACUUAGCGCAAACGAUUAUCACCUUGGCUAGGCACCCAGGACGUUUAAACAUUAGGUAUCCAUUGAGGAAGACAAAAUAAAGUGUGUGGAUAUUAUUGAACGCUUCGUUUGCUUAGAAACUUUUGCUGCUGACUGUGUUUUGACGAAGUAAUGAUCUGGCAUUUUGAGCUUAAGUAUCUAGAAUUAUCUUAGUAUUUUAUUGUAUCAUCUAAUUAAGAUUUCAAAUAUUAAAUACACUUAAAUUAAGGGCAAUGAAUUAAAAAUGUACAGAAAGGUGUGUUCCCAUUUGUUCCCGCCUCACGUAACCCCCGGAUUGAAUCAUUCCCGCCGGGGACAAAUGGACCUACCUGUUCUCUUGCACCUGGGCCCAAAUUUGACUCGAGAAAUUGAAUGGCUCUUAACGAAUGACUGUUUCUGUGGCGGCAACAUACUUGCCAUCACACUUAAAACAAAAACGCAUCUAUACUAUAAGAAUUACGGUUCGAAACCGAAUGACUAGAAAGGAAUAUCUACUUGUUAAUGGGUUAGGUCAAGAAGUCUAUAGGGGCCAGCAAAAAAAAAUUUCUAAUCAUCGACUGUAAUGAUUGAAUUAUGAUUUAGUAUACCAAACUAUAAUUGCGUACUUUUCAUGUAUGGACUCCCAACUCAACUAUAAUAUUCAUUUCGAUACGCUGUAGUCAACUAUAAAAGAAUUUGCAAAUCACGUGCCGCCGCGCUCCCAUAGAAAGGACAUAAACGCGCGACUAUUUUUGCCUACAGAGAUACUUACCAAUUUUCAUUAAUUAUUCGGUUUUAUAGUAAAAAAGUAUUAUUUUAGAUCGUAGAAAAAGUAUUGUAUACAAUAGUGAUAUAAUCAGGCUUUUCAAUCUCGUACCUUACUUAGGCUACUCAGUAAGCUUCGUUGGCUAAACACGGUGCUCGACUGAAAAGCUCUAUUAUAUCACGAUUGUAUAAAAUACUAUUAUGAUGUAGGUAGUAGAGGUACCCAAAAAAGACGUGUAACCUUAACUCGUAAAAAAAAAUUUUGGCCAUUGUGAUGUUGACUGUAUAAAAAUUAAUUUGGUAGCAAAAAACACCAUAGUACCUACCUACACAAUUAUUUGGUGCUUAUAGGGUGGUAUUCCACCUAUAGUUGUGCCAUUCUCGAGAACGUUCUCCCUUUUAUAUGGGCAAUGUUCUCGUUCGAGAAUAUUUCCCAUAGUAAAUUGAGAACGUUCUCGAGAAUGGCAGAACUAUAAAUUUCCACCUGUCUAGUUUCUUUGGCCAAUGUGUAUUUGCGUCUCACAUUUUGCUUACUUAGUGAGACAGGAAUAUCACCCUUACGUCACUUUCUCCAGUCGAAUUGGGUCUUUAUUGCCAUAAUAUAUUACAUCAAGUAUGUUAGUAAAAUAUAAGAUACCUAUUAUAUUCGAUGUGCCUUCAUUGUUUCGAAUA
Molecule: messenger RNA, 5196 nt
Organism: Cydia strobilella
Lineage: Eukaryota; Metazoa; Arthropoda; Insecta; Lepidoptera; Tortricidae
Product: beta-1,3-galactosyltransferase 5-like
Exons: 2
Cellular component (GO): Golgi membrane
Molecular function (GO): hexosyltransferase activity
Source: RefSeq, a predicted model, not a curated record